Octopus sinensis (East Asian common octopus) is the source of this 3490-nucleotide messenger RNA. RefSeq names its product zinc finger protein 91-like. Lineage: Eukaryota; Metazoa; Mollusca; Cephalopoda; Octopoda; Octopodidae. The record is from RefSeq and is a predicted model, not a curated record. Gene Ontology annotation, biological process: regulation of transcription by RNA polymerase II. The transcript is spliced from 4 exons. Bases 729 to 3467 code for a protein of 912 amino acids. Gene Ontology annotation, molecular function: DNA-binding transcription factor activity; RNA polymerase II cis-regulatory region sequence-specific DNA binding.
AAUUUUCAAUAGAAUCUUGUAUGAGAGAAAAAAAGAAUUUGGUGUUGAAAACCUUAAGUGAACUUGACAUCGGUUCUUUAUUUUAUAUAGCACCGCUUUCCGUGUCUUUAUAUAUUUGGAACAAAUUUUAAAUCUCAUAUUAACGAAUGCAAGGAAGAAAAUGAAUUCUUCUCUACAUAUGUGGGUAUUUGAGACAACAAUUUGUCACUCAAGAUUUAUCAACAAGAAGCUAAUGAAGAAUAAUACAGAUUGGAAAAUAACAUCAAGAAAAAUGUGACACAUUAAAAGAAAGUGUAUGUAGUUCAGUGUAUAGCUUAAUGUCUUUGUGAAAUGGUUAUUUUUUAAAAAUUUAAAAGAUGGUUUAUUAAUGCGUAAUGUCUUAUAUAAACGGUUAUAUCUUGAGAACUGGAGCCAAUAGCACCAUUUAUGGUUGCUGAUUUUUAUUGAUAAGAAUAUAAUCCAUUAUAAGAAUUGACUUCAUUUGCAAAUGAACUGUGAGAGUUUUUCAUUAUAUCUGAACGUAUCUGGAGAUGGCUUUUCUAUUAUGUAUCAGGUUAAUAGACUACAGUUUGGACCACAUUUUGAAUUUAUUACCUUGUGAACUGUAGUUUAACAUAUUUAGCUCACUGAGAUCUUGUCUCAUAGACAGACACCUCAGUAUUGCAAAAUAUAAAGAGUUCCAGGAAGAAAUAUAAAUGUGUUUCAUGUGGUAAAGUUUUGAUGAUAUUAUGGAAGAAAAAUUGUCUAAAAGUCAGAUUUGUGAUGAAAUACAAUCUAAUAAUGGUCAACCACAGGUAGAUAUAGAGAAACAAUCAUACACAUGUGACAUUUGUGGAAAGACAUUCUCUGAGAAUCAUGUUUUCAUUUCUCACAAGUGUAAGCAAUCAGGUGAGAAACCAUACCUUUGUGAUAGCUGUGGUAAAAGAUUCUCAUACAGGUGUGAAUUUAUUUCACAUAUACGCAUGCACACGGGUGAAAAACCAUUCUGCUGUGACACCUGUGGUAGAACAUUUACACACAAGAGUACAUUAACGAACCAUAAACGAAUUCAUCCUGAUGAGAAACCAUUCCACUGUGAUAUUUGUGGUAAAGCAUUCUCUGAAAGUGAAACGUUAACUCGUCAUGUCCGUGUUCAUGCAGGUGAGAAACCAUACCAAUGUGAUAUCUGUAGCAAAGCAUUCUCACAUAAAUGUAAAUUAAUAUACCAUAUGCGUAUUCACACAGGUGAAAAACCAUAUUGCUGUGAUACCUGUGGUAAAACAUUCUCACAAAAGGGUAAAUUAAUUAAUCAUAAACGUAUUCACACAGGUGAGAAGCCAUACCAUUGUGAUAUUUGUGGUAAAACAUUUUCUGAAAGGGGAACACUAACUGGUCAUAUUCGUAUUCAUACAGGUGAAAAACCAUUCCACUGUGAUAUUUGUGGUAAAUCAUUCUCUGAGAACUGUAUUUUAACUUCUCACAAAUGUAAUCACACAGGGGAGAAGCCAUAUCUUUGUGAUAAUUGUGGGAAAACAUUCUCACAUAAGUGUAAAUUACUUUAUCAUAAUCGUAUUCACACAGGAGAGAAGCCAUACCAUUGUGGCCUCUGCGGGAAAACAUUUUCUGAGAGUGGUGCAUUAGCUCGUCAUAAACGUAUUCAUACAGGUGAGAGACCAUAUCACUGUAACAUAUGUGGUAAAGGAUUUACGCGCAAUAUACAUUUGACUAAUCACAAAAGCAGUCAUUCUGUUGAGAAACCAUAUCUUUGUGUGACUUGUGGUAAAACAUUCUCUCACAGGUUUAAAUUAACUUAUCAUACACGUAUUCACACAGGAGAGAAACCAUACCACUGUGAUAUUUGUGGAAGAGCCUUCUCAAAAAGUGGAGCAUUAUCGUAUCACAAACGUACUCACACAGGUGAGAAACCAUACGUCUGUGAUACUUGUAAUAAAGCAUUUUCUCGGAAUACACAUUUGACUCAACAUAAGCGUACCCACACAGGUGAAAAACCAUAUCAUUGUGAUAUCUGCAAUAAAACAUUUACUCGGAGUGCACAUUUGACUUACCACAAACGUUCUCACACAGGUGAGAAACCAUACAGGUGUGAUGUUUGUGGUAAAGCAUUUGCUAAAAGCGGAACAUUGAGUCAUCAUAAAUAUAUUCAUUCAAGUGAGAAACCAUAUCAGUGUGAUACCUGUGGCAAAACAUUUUCACAUAUGUGUAAAUUAAAAUAUCAUAAGCAUGUUCACACAGGUGAGAAACCUUACCACUGUGAGACUUGUGACAAAACAUUUUCACACAAGUGUAAGCUGACUCAUCAUAAACAUAUUCAUACAAAUAUAAAACCAUUCCGUUGUGACAAAUGUGGUAAAGACUUUUCUCAGAGUACAUAUUUGAAUGAUCAUAAACGUACUCACACUAGUGAAAAACCAUAUCAUUGUGAUGUCUGUGGCAAAACAUUCAGACAAAGUAGUGCAUUAACUUCUCAUGUACGUACACACACAGGUGAGAAACCAUACCACUGUGAUAUCUGUGCUAAAACAUUUGCAGAGAAAGGUGCAUUAUCUUCCCAUAAACGUAUUCAUACAGGCGAGAAGCCAUACCAUUGCGAUAUCUGUGGUAAAUCAUUUACUCAGAAAGCAAGUUUAAUUCAUCACAAACCUACUCACACAGGUGAAAAGCCAUAUAAAUGUAGUGUCUGUGAUAGAGCGUUUACACAGAGUGGUUCUUUAACUGCACAUAAACGUAUUCAUACAGGUGAGAAGCCAUACCAUUGUGAUAUUUGUGGUAAAGCGUUUCCGCAUAUGAGAACAUUAACUUCUCACAAACAUAUUCACACAGGAGAGAAACCAUACCGCUGUGAGAUUUGUGGUAAAACAUUCUCUGAAAGUGGAACGCUAACUCGUCAUAAACGUAUUCAUACAGGUGAGAAACCAUAUCUCUGUGACACCUGUGGAAAAGCAUUUACACGCAGUGUACAUUUGACUCGUCACAAACGCACUCAUACAGGUGAAGAACCAUACCACUGUGAUAUUUGUGGUAAAACCUUUUCACAAAGUAGUACAUUAACUUCUCACGUACGUAUACAUACAGGUGAGAAGCCAUAUCACUGUGAUGUCUGUGGUAAGACCUUUUCCAAGAACUGUAAUGUAACUCGUCAUAAACAUAUUCACACAGGUGAAAAACCUUACCAUUGUGAUAUUUGUGGCAAAGCUUUUUCUCUCAGGUGUAACUUAACUUAUCAUAAACACACACAUACUGGUGAGAAACCGUACCAUUGCAAUGUCUGUGAUAAAACAUUCUCACAUAUGUGUAAAUUAACUUACCAUAAAUAUAUUCACUCAGGUGAGAGACCUUACCACUGUGAUAUCUGUGGUAAAACAUUUUCUCAGAGUACAUAUUUGAAUUAUCAUAAACAAACCCACACUGGUGAAAACCAUAUCAUUGUGAUGUCUGUGGUAAAAAAUUCACAAAGAGUAGUUCAUUAACAUCUCAUAUACGUAUUCACACA